Juglans microcarpa x Juglans regia is the source of this 863-nucleotide messenger RNA. Its product is annotated as RING-H2 finger protein ATL1-like. Bases 277 to 774 code for a protein of 165 amino acids. Lineage: Eukaryota; Viridiplantae; Streptophyta; Magnoliopsida; Fagales; Juglandaceae. The record is from RefSeq and is a predicted model, not a curated record. The transcript has 2 exons.
AUCAUUCAAAAGCCGUGUGUCCGAGACGAUGCUGCUACUGCUGCUACCCACCUUCCCUGCAAUUCCCUCGUGGCUUCUCCAACAUCAGAUCUCUCAUACUCGCUGCACGGCGCUGGGCCAAAUUGCACUCUGACACCGACUUUAUAGAGUCCAGAACUCAAACAUACAUAGGAUGUCUUCUCCUAAGACACAAAUCGAACUCCGUAUUUCAUUCAAGUUUGUAUCUACAUCUUUCUCCUUGCCUGUAUUGCGAAGAAUCGUGCCCUCAGAUUCAUCAUGAUUGAUGAGCUUCAGAUAGCUACGUUGAGGGCUGAACUGCUCGACAGGCUGAGCAACUGGGGUAAAUACUCGACUUACGAUGGUUCGUACGACCCCCGGACGUUCACAGGGAAGUUGGAUACGUUGGAGCUGCAACGCGUAAGGUUGGACACCAUGACGGCGGAGUUAGCCUUGUGGCGGGCGCGCGAAACGAAGCGCGAAUUCCAGACGGUGCUGAGGGAGGUUGAGUUCGAGGUGAUGCGUAGACUGGGGAGGAUCUUGGCCAAGACGGUGGACCCGGCAUUUGCAGGGACUGAGGAGGUGGUGGUGGAGGAGGAAAAUGGGAUGGUCUGUGGGGUUUGUCAAGAAGAAAUGCAGGAAGGGGACGAAGGAAGAAUGCUUGGGUGCAUGCACGAGUUUCAUACCGAUUGUAUAGUGAGGUGGCUUAGGAGUAAGGCUACAUGUCCUUUGUGUAGAUACCAGAUGCAGGUCAAAGAGUUUGAGCUGAACAUAUGAAAGAAGAUCAUGAAAGUGAAUCCAAUUUAUAAAUUUUCCUUUUUUAUCUUCUUUUUUAUUUCCUGAAUAAAUGCUAAUCUUUAUACUAA